This is a messenger RNA of Schistosoma spindalis, 2413 nucleotides long. Lineage: Eukaryota; Metazoa; Platyhelminthes; Trematoda; Strigeidida; Schistosomatidae. The record is from the annotation of a GenBank genome assembly.
GAUCGGUACUAGUUCGUUAAUUUGGAGGCUUGUUUCUCAUUAGCGUGGCGUUCUAUAUUUAUGAAAUUUAUACUACAUCACAAUGGCAUUCACACGAAGGACAUCUAGUCGGGCUUGCAAAGAAUUGACUAUGGCUCGCAUUGUUGCUUGUUUAGAAUCACCACAGGAACCUGAAAUUAACCUUAAAGAAAGUAGUGUCUUUUCUUCGAGAUUUGAUUCCUGUCUAAGAUCUCGAAGAGCAACGUGUACUGGUGCCUUAAAGUCUCCAGUUAAGAAAUUGUCAGAGCUUUGUUUAUCUUCACCCCAAAGGACUCCCAAGUCACUUUUAAAUACAAGCUGUUUAAUCGAAAAAAGAGGAAACAUCUUAAAUACGAACUCUCAAUGUCCAAUGGAUAGCGAAGAUUCAUAUGAUGAAAGUUCUAUCUCGACAAGUGAAUCAAGUUUUUCGACAUGUAAUUCAUCAGAUUCUUCCGACUUUACUGAACAACAAUUUCAACACAAAAACAGGUUGAAAGGUCCUAUAAUAAAGUCAUUCCCUGUAAGAAGAACAAAGCUCAAUGCCAAUAAACGCUCUGUAUCGGCUCAUAGGAAGCGCACUCUUAGCCAGGUGUCUCGUGGUGAGUCUUUUCUUAAUUUAAAUUCUACGAAUUCGGAAUAUGGAUGGUUACCUGGUCGUGAACAAGAAUUUGAAAACAUUUAUACAUUCAUACUUAAUAAACUAUCUCAAAAUUCUGGCGGCUGUAUGUACAUAUCUGGUAUUCCGGGUACUGGUAAAACAGCAUCAGUUCAAUCGGUGCUGUCUACGAUGCAUAAAUUGGUUGCUGAUUCAGGUUUGGAAAGUCAAAUACCCACAUUCCAAGUAAUCUAUGUUAAUGGCAUGCGUGUCAGUGAUCCUAAACAAGUUUACGUGGAGAUAUAUGAACAAUUAACUGGUUUAACUACAACUGCAAAAUGUGCUUCUGACUUGUUAGAAAAAGAAUUUUGUCAUAAUGAAAUUAAAAAAGUAUCUCAUAGUAAAGUUUCUGAAAAGCCAGUUGUUUUAGUCAUUGAUGAAUUGGAUUUGUUAUGUACUCGUCGACAAGACAUACUUUACAGUCUUUUCGAUUGGCCUACACGCCAUAAUAACCAUCGCGUUUUAAUAGUAUUGGCUAUUGCCAAUACCAUGGAUCUACCGGAACGUUUACUUCAUCCACGCGUAGCCAGUCGUUUAGGCUUAACUAGACUUACUUUCUCACCUUAUUCUCACGAACAACUUGCUCAAAUUGUGCGACAUCAUUUAUCGUCUUUAUCAAAUAUGUUUCAGCCUAAAGCACUUGAGUUGGCUGCACGUAAGGUAGCUGCUGUUUCUGGUGAUGUGCGACGCGCUCUUGAUAUCUGCAAAAGAGCUGCUGAAAUUGUUUCAUCUAAUGGGAAAUGUAACAAAGAAAUAGAUAUUUCGCAUAUCAAUGCCGCUUUAAAAGAGAUGUUCACUACACCGAAAUCAGAAGCUAUAUGUGCCUGUUCAUUAUAUGAGAAAUUGUUUCUUCGUGCUGUUAUAGCUGAAUUUCAGGCACGUUCCACAGAAGAAGCUCGAUUAGACCGGUGUAUUCGUCAAAUGUUCGCACUUUGUCGAAUUGAAGGUGUUCCAUGUCCAACCACAUCAGAAGUAUUUGCUAUUUGUGCUAGUCUUGGAGCUCAUAAGCUAUUGUUAACUGAAAGAUCGCGAUGCGAUAUUUCAAUGCUUGUCCGUCUCAAUUGUACAAAGUCGGAUAUAUUAUACUGUUUAAAUCAGCAAUCUGACUUAUAAAUCUAACAUAUACUGGACGAAUUAUUCUUAACUUAGAAAGAGAUGUUUCAAUAGACGAUUAUCCAAUCAAUCAUCUGUAUAUCCGAGAUUAUAUUGUAUUUUUCAUUUCAAAAACGAUAUACUGAUGUUCAUGCAUUUCAUUAAAUUUGUCGGUAGUAUAUUUAAUUGAUUCUAGUCCGUGUUUACAAACUUACCAUGGAUAAAAACUAAGAAUUCUUAUUUUCUUUAUGAACCAAUGCAGUUAAUAAACUAGAUUAGAGCUAGUUUAGCAUAUCUCUAUUAUAUCUAUUAAAUAAGCGUUAAUUAACUCUCCCAUUUCUCGAUAAUCCCACAUAUUUCUAAAUUCUUUUGUUAAAUCUGUUCAAAUCAUUUUUUACUGACAAACUUUUUUAGUUGCAAUAUGUUAUUGUCUUUAGCCAGCUUUAACUGAUCGAAAAUAACUAUAAAUUUAAAUCCAUCCUCCUAAUGAAUAGAUGAUAGUUUUCAUGUUUCUUCCUAAAAAUGCUUGCUUUGAGUCAUUCUACAACAGUUUCAUAGCGAAGUUGUCAUCUAAAGAACGCUAUCUCAUUCAAAUCUGAUAUAACAAACGUUAAUUGAAAAAUGUGAAAAUAAAAUUCACUUCUGUGU